Molecule: messenger RNA, 930 nt
Organism: Aphidius gifuensis
Lineage: Eukaryota; Metazoa; Arthropoda; Insecta; Hymenoptera; Braconidae
Exons: 4
Coding region: 1-930 (309 amino acids)
Molecular function (GO): metallopeptidase activity
Source: RefSeq, a predicted model, not a curated record
AUGACAGAGAGCGAAAGAUUAUUAACUUUUCAUACAGCAGAAAUUGAAAAUGUUCCAUCUUAUGAGGUGGUACCAGUAAAAAUAACAAAGAGAGCAGCUGGAACUCAAGUAACACUCAAGGCUUUUGGCAAAGACAUAAAGUUAUACUUGAAUCCAACUGAAGGAAUUUUGGCUGGAUAUGAAACACCAAUUUAUAAAAUUAGCAGUGGAUCUCCAAAACCAAAAUGGGUCAGAUUAGUCAAAGUAUAUGAACAAAUGUCAGCUCAAAUGCAGGAAGAUUCUAAAAAAUUUGCAUCUGUAGUGUUUACUGAAAGCGAAACAGACAACCGGGCUAAUCUUCGUGGUGUUAUUCUGGAUGAUGCUAUAGCAAUUCAUCCUAUCCCUGAUCGUCUUCAAAAUGGAAUCGAAAAAUAUAGCGUUACAGAAGUCGAUGAUUUGGCUGAACACGAAGCAAACCAUACAACCGAUUCAACAUUAGAGCCAGAUGUUCAAUAUCAUAUUAUCACAAAGAUCCCAGAAUUUACAAAAAAUUCUUCAGAAUUUAAAACUGCAUUUGAUAGACCAGAAUCACACAGGGAUAAACGUGCAGUACCAAGUGUCAUUUAUCCACAAAUUUUAGUUGUUAUUCAUAACGAUUAUUUUAAAAAGCUUGGAAGUAAUAUCAUAGGAAUGAUGCCAUAUCUUUUAAGUUUUUGGAAUGGUGUUGAUCUUAUGUACCGAACCAUUGAGAAUCCAAAAAUUCGUUUGAACAUUGCUGCAUUCGUUUAUGCAGAUGACAGUCGUGUUUUGUCUUAUAUGGCAAAUAAUAUGUACUCUGCGACUGAAUUAAAUGUCAACAAAGCUUUGGAUGGUGAAGGAGAAUUUUGGUAUAACAAUCAGAAUCCAUUAUCUACAAGUUCAUAUGAUGUAGUUGUUACAAUGACAACGUAA